Didymodactylos carnosus is the source of this 1032-nucleotide messenger RNA. The record is from the annotation of a GenBank genome assembly. NCBI's taxonomy places the organism in Eukaryota, Metazoa, Rotifera, Eurotatoria, Philodinida, Philodinidae.
AUGAAUCGGGGAGGAGUGCCUCGAGAUCCAAGAAGAGGUGAACGAAGAGACCGGAGCGGUGGCAAUACAGUGAUCGAAGCUUUUGGUGAAUCGAUCUUGAGACAACCAACAACAAAUUCGAAAUCUGACUUCUCGAUAGCUCUGCUCGUUCUUGAAGGGAUAGGAGCGACAAGGGUCGAGAUGAAUAAACUCAUCCUAACCCAAUUACCAGAUGUAAAGCUUGCCGGUAUCCAACUCAAUCGAAACAACGGUACGUUCACGCUGUACGCUUUUGAUGUCAGAUCGUUCAACACCCACUGACUGGCGCCACGAAAUUAUCGAUCGGAGAUGGACAAGCAGCAAUAUGUAUUCCUUGAGCUAUUCAAUGCAUUCUUGAUACGCAGAAAGACGCUUUUGUGAAAAACGUCGAUCUUGACAUCGAUGAUGACGAAAUUCGAACGGUGCUAACAGAAAAUGUAUGGGACAUAACUACUCUUAGUUCACAAAAACAUCAAAAAAAUCAAAAAAAGGUGUUUUGUUUUUUAUUGCCUUUUUCCGCUUUAAUCUCUUCUCCUUCGAUUUAUUAUUAUUUGUCAAACACCCUCACCCCGCCCUCACCCUAAUUGAAAUGUAACCUGCUUUCUUUUUGUCUUCUGUCGUAUUUAUUUAAAUAAAAUAUUAAAUAAUGAAGAGAAAUCAUUCACUCAGAAAAUUGAAAAUACAGUUUUCAAAAAAGGUGAAACUGGCUUUCUGGUGCCAGAAUUUAACUUUUUUAAAAAGUUAUGUGAGAUUCGUCAACAUUUAUAAUCGAAAACUCAUCCGAAGAAAAUCUUUUCAAGCAAAUUCUUUUUAGAAAUUCUUUUUGAGAAAAUUUCAUUUGAGUAAUGUUAAACCUAUUUCUUCGUCCACAACAACAACAAGAAAAGACCUUUUUUUUGAUUUUUUUGAUGUUUUUGUGUACUAAGAGAAGUAGUUAUGUCCCAUACAAAACAACAUAGAGCACGUUGUUAAUAACUUAAAAAUGAAGUUUCAGAAUCAGCUUAGAAGUUCUGA